Molecule: messenger RNA, 3554 nt
Organism: Vicia villosa (hairy vetch)
Lineage: Eukaryota; Viridiplantae; Streptophyta; Magnoliopsida; Fabales; Fabaceae
Product: pentatricopeptide repeat-containing protein At2g41080
Exons: 3
Coding region: 10-2058 (682 amino acids)
Biological process (GO): RNA modification
Molecular function (GO): zinc ion binding; RNA binding; protein binding
Source: RefSeq, a predicted model, not a curated record
UUCUACUGUAUGAGUGCUCCCCCGCCAAUACAAUUUUCAUUCAUGUCCAGGUUUAGAUUACCUCGUACUGCACCCGCCAUUUUUGAAAACCCAGUUUCUUCCUUCUCCUCAAUUCCCUUCAAAACCCAUUUGCAAAAUGAAAACUUUUCGGAUACCAAACAGCAAUUUGCCACUCUGUGUUCCAAAGGGCGCUUAAAAGAAGCAUUCGAGAGCUUCGUAUAUGAGUUAUGGUUAGAGCCUCGUUUGUUCUCGACUCUCCUUCAAUCAUGUAUCUCCACAAACUCUGUAUUUUUAGGAAAACAGCUUCAUUCUUUGAUAUUUACUUCUGGGUGUUCCUCAGACAAGUUCAUUAACAAUCACGUUCUUAACCUCUACUCGAAAUUUGGGGAACUUCAUGCUGCGGUUAAACUGUUUGAUAGAAUGCCGAGAAGGAAUAUUAUGUCGUGUAAUAUCAUGAUCAAGGCUUAUCUUGAAAAAGGAAACCCUGAGAAUGCUCAGAAGCUGUUUGAUGAAAUGCCUGAGAGAAAUGUUGCCACGUGGAAUGCCAUGGUUACUGGGUUGACCAAGUUUGGAGCGAAUGAGGAGUCUUUGUUGUUGUUUUCGAGGAUGAAUGUGUUGGGUUUUGUGCCGGAUGAGUAUUCAUUUGGGAGUGUGCUUAGGGGAUGUGCGCAUUUGAGAGCUUUGGUUGGAGGGCAGCAGGUUCAUGCUUAUGUUGUGAAAUGUGGGUUUGAGUUUAAUUCGGUUGUUGGAUGCUCUUUGGCUCAUAUGUAUAUGAAAGCGGGAAGCUUGCAUGAUGGGGAGAGAAUUAUCAAAUGGAUGCCGAACUGUAAUUUGGUUGCUUGGAAUACACUUAUGGCUGGAAAAGCUCAAAAUAGGUACUUUGAGGGAGUUUUGGAUCAUUACUGUAUGAUGAAAAUGGCAGGAUUUAGACCAGAUAAGAUUAGUUUUGUGAGUGUGAUCAGUUCGUGUUCAGAGUUAGCAACCCUUUGUCAAGGGAAGCAGAUUCAUGCUGAGGUAAUUAAAGCCGGAGCAAGUUCUGUAGUUUCUGUAAUUAGUUCAUUGGUUAGUAUGUACUCUAAAUGUGGAAGUUUGCAAGGUUCCAUCAAAGCUUUUUAUGAAUGCGAAGAGCGAGAUGUUGUAUUAUGGAGCUCAAUGAUUGCUGCUUAUGGGUUUCAUGGUCAAGGGGAAAGAGCCAUCAAGCUAUUCAAUGAUAUGGAGCGGGAGAAUUUGGCGGGAAAUGAAGUUACGUUCUUGAGUUUGCUAUAUGCUUGUAGUCAUUGUGGACUGAAGGAUAAAGGACUUGGUUUCUUUGAUAUGAUGGUAGAGAAGUAUGGACUCAAGGCUAGACUAGAACAUUAUACUUGUGUGGUUGACCUACUAGGCAGGUCUGGUUGUUUAGACGAGGCAGAGGCUAUGAUACGAUCCAUGCCUGUAAUAGCAGAUGCAAUUAUAUGGAAAACAUUAUUAUCUGCAUGUAAAAUCCACAAGAAUGAAGAAAUGGCAAGAAGGGUUGCUGAAGAAGUUCUUAGGAUUGAUCCUCAAGACUCAGCUUCAUAUGUUAUACUUGCUGGUAUUCAUGCUUCAGCCAAGAGGUGGCAGAAUGUUUCUGAGGUGAGGAGAGCAAUGAAAGACAAGAUGGUGAAGAAAGAGCCAGGCAUAAGUUGGGUAGAAGUGAAGAAUCAGGUUCACCAGUUCUGUAUGGGUGAUGAAAGCCACCCAAAGUCUAUGGAGAUUAAUCAGUAUCUAGAAGAAUUAACUUCAGAAAUGAAAAUGCGGGGCUAUGUGCCUGAUAUAAGCUCUGUCUUACAUGACAUGGACAAUGAGGAAAAAGAAUACAACUUGACACACCACAGCGAGAAAAUAGCUAUUGCUUUUGCUUUAUUGAGCACCCCAAAGGGGGAGCCAAUUCGAGUGAUGAAAAACUUGCGGGUUUGCGGUGACUGUCAUGUUGCCAUCAAGUACAUAUCAGAGAUUAAAAAUUCAGAAAUUAUUGUUCGAGAUUCAAGUAGGUUUCACCAUUUCAAAAAUGGGGUAUGUUCUUGUGGAGAUUAUUGGUAAUUAUUUGUUCAUUAAUUUCCAUUUUGGAACAUGUUCACGAUCAUGCAGCAAUUGCAAGUAAGAGAUACUAUGACCUUUUUACUGUAGCAGUUUAGGCUUUCAUAUUAAAACUUGCUUCUCAUCAAUUGUUCUAGUCAAAUUUUGGAAGGACUCAAUCCAACACAAAUUUAGAAUGAAUACUCUUUUUGGUGCUCUGUCUAAUACCUUUGAUGGGCCCAAGACAGCUUGAUAUCCCCACUGCGUGUUCUCAUAUAAUGGGUGAUUGAUUUGAGAGGUUACUAGAUAACUGCAUAGGAAACAUGUUAGUGGUUAAUGGUUUGGUGCCUCAUAUUUAGGCAGUAAUUGAGAAGGGGGUAUGACCACCCAGAAACGUACAAGAUGUGGACUCCACUAUUUCAUGACAGAACAUUAUGUUAUACGAUCAAUCUACAUUCCAUGAAAAGAUCAUUUGUUGCAAAAACUAAAAAUUUGAUGAAGGAACAUGAGUUAUAGAAAAGUGGCAUUCUUAUUCUUGUCCUUGUUGGCACCUUCAUGCUGAUUAAAGAUGGAAUUUUUACCCCAGCUAUAUCAGUUUUGCAGAUAGAAUAUACUAGCCAGUAUUUGUUGUUGCAACAACAGCAGCCAUCAUUGUGAGUCUGGCCACAAUAACUGCAACUUUUUCGAUUAUUAAGCAAGCCCUUGUUCAUGGAUGCGUUGUGGGAAUUAAUGUUGUAUGUAUAUCAAAGAAAUUCCUCGGCCAGAUAUAUAUUCCAGAUAUUGAUUGGGUCCUUAUUAUCCUUUGCAUUGCUGUUGCUUCUGGGUUUGAAAAUCAAAAUCAGAUUGAAAUUUCUUAUGCAGGAGUUACAUGGUGGAUGUUACAGUGAAGAGAGAUGGGACCGUGGCGCGAUGCAUGCCAAAGCCAAUAGGAAAAUAAUUAUGUGAUAAUCACGGUGCAAUGGGUUGAGAUCGUGGCGCGAUUCAGCAUCCAAUCGCAAGCUGCCAAGUGGAUUAAAUGAUGAAUUACGGCGUGAUGGUUUUGGAUCGUGGCAUGAUUCAUGCAUGCUGAAACCUACACAAUAUGAGAAAAACUUGGAAAAUUUGCAAGAGUUCAGAAUUUUUACAGAAGGAUUACAACUCCAAGCAUUACUACACGGAGUAGCAUAAAUAGUAGAUAUUUGGUGUAGCAAAAGCAUAACUAGUAGAUAUUUCAUCAUGAUUGUCAGCAUGCCAGUGUACCAACACGAUGUUAGUGUUUAUAAAAUAAUCUCUUAAGAGUUAUCUUUUAAAUGGUUAUCACUCAAAUUGCAAUGCUGGAAUCAUCUAAGCUUACAGCUUUGCUUCUGGACCACAAUUACUACUAUUCUUAUAAUGUGUAUUUAUACUGCAUUCUUGAGUGGACUUCUAUUUCUAUAUCACAAUUAAAUUUAUAGAAACAUUAUAAUCCUUAAUAUGUUCUCUAUGAUUCUGAAGUUCUAUUUUUAUUUUGCUCCCUCUCAUUUUCUUGUUAAAAAUUCUCU